UGUCCUCCUGUGUGGGAAAAGGACUUAUCGGAAGUGAAUAAUUGAUGUUUGGACAGAAAUCUUACUUUCUCUCCUCACGCACAUCUCAUCCAUGUUUGGCAGAUACUUAUAUGCAUUCUUUCUGCAUAGGAAAGAAAAAGUCCAAAUUCAAAACGUUUAAGAAGUUCUUUGGGAAGAAGAAGAGAAAGGAGUCGCCUUCUUCCACAGGAAGUAGCACCUGGAAGCAAAGUCAGGCGAAGAACGAGGUUAUGGCCGUUGAGUCGGGACCAGUGGGCUACGACUCAGAGGAUGAGCUGGAGGACUCGAGGGGCACACUGGGAAGCCGGGCCCUCUCCCACGACAGUAUUUUCAUCCCUGAAUCGGGGCAGGACCCUCCUCGGCCCGUGCGUGUGUUCUCCCAAGAAAACGUGUGUGACCGGAUUAAAGCUCUGCAGUUAAAAAUACAGUGCAAUGUGAAAAUGGGGCCGCCUCCUCCUCCCGGGAGCCUUCCAGCCAAGCGGGGGGAUGAUGCCGGCAUGAGCUCUGAGGAUGAUGGUCUGCCCAGGAGCCCCCCAGAGACGUCCCUGCUUCAUGACGGCGCUACCACAAAGGCGAGUAUUGUUUCUCCGGACCAGCUCUUGUCCAGGCAAGCGAGCGAAACUUCCGCCUCCCCUAGGACCUCGGACAGCAGCAUGGUGCCCGUGGCUGACUUCGAUUACCCGCCAGAGUUCUCCUCCUGCCUGGACAACUCUGCGGCCAAGCACAAGCUCCUCGUCAAGCCCCGCAACCAGCGGUCCAGCAAGAUGAGGCGGCUGUCCUCGAGAGCACAGUCGGAAUCCCUGAGCGAUCUGACCUGCACCCCAGAGGAGGAGGAAGACGAUGAGAAACCGCUACUCCAAGUCAGCAAGGAGGAGCCGCCCAGCUCUGGGCAGCAGGAGGCAGGACAGGACGGAGGCUCUGAGCCAGAGGGCCCGGCCACCGUGCUGCCACCCGCGGGGCCGCGGCUGCGGCGGGCGCGCCUGCAGCACUGCCCGGCGCUCACUGCCAGCACGGAGGAGGAGAGCCCCCCAGGGGAGAACCCGUCCAGUCACCCGGCCACCCCGGAGGGCACCCCGGAGGCCACCCUGGAGGUCAUGGAGGUCACAGAGCCCCUGUCAGGCGGAGCUCCCCACUCGGAGUCCCCAUCCCGCCCGGAAGGCUCCCCUCACCCCAACCCCGACAGUGAGAACCAGAGGGAGGACGUGUCCUUGGAAAGCGCGUGUCCCCCCGGCGGGGACACAGCGGAUGAGGCGGUUUGUGCGUCGGGAGACAACGUCGAGGGUCGACUAUCUCCCUGUGUCCCCGAGGGGGACACGACCCCUCUUGAGCCGGGCCCGGCCGCCACCCCGGAGACGCCUCCUGGUCCCGACGGAACAGACAGGGCGGGCCAGAAGGAGACGCUGCCGACGGUGGACUUGCCGGCGCCCGAGGGUGCAGGGCCGGAAAGUCCGGCCGCGGCGCCCAGCCCGCCGCCCCCCAAGAGCUGCCUGAAGCACAAGGCCCCCUCGCCGCCCGCCUCCGAGGCGCCUCCCCAGGUGCCCGGACCCCGAUCCCCGGAGCAGGGGGCUGCCCCCCGGGGCCCCCCAAAGGCCGAGCGGGCGGGGUCCCCCUCGGGGGCCCCGGAGCGCAAGACGGAGCGUGGAGGCUGCGAGGCGAGCGGGGCCGCCAAGAAGUUCUCCGUGUCGUCUGGCCGGGAGUGGCCGCGCGCUGGAGGCCGCCUGCUGGAGCCCCGUGGCCCGGCCGUCCGGCUGCCGCUUCUCCGGAGCGGCCAGGCCUGGAAAAGCGAGGCCGCCCUCGACGACCUCCCGGGGGCCCCCGAGACCCAGGGCCCCAAGCCUGGCCCCCGGAAGUCGCCUGCCCCGGCCGAGCGCGGCUCUCCGGACACGGCCCACCCGGCUGCCCAGGAGCGGGCGACAGGCGGGGAAGGAGGCCCCUUCCCCGUCAAGCUCCGCUCCACGUCUCUGUCCUUCAAACACAGAGAAGCCCCCUGCCCGGAGGGGAAGGCCAUCAAGAGGUACAGCGCGGAGGUCAGGCUGGAGAGAGGAGGGCUGAGCUUGCUGCCCAGGGACGACAGGGGUCCUCCGGGGAGCGGCCCCUCCACCCGAGGCGCCAGGCCCCCCAGUGAGCCCGGGAAGGCCAAGACCCGGCCCGCGGAGCAGCUCAGCUCCAAGCCGCCCCUGCCCAGGAAGCCCUUGCUACAGACCCUCACGCUCCCGCAGCUGCCCGCGCCCCCCGACACCAGCUCUGGGGACCCCGAGAAGGUGGGGCUGCCCAUGGAGCCCCGGAAGGAGAGCCGGGCUGAGAGGAGGUCACCCCACAGGGCAGCUGGUGCCAGUUGCAGACAGCAUCCUCAGCUCCCCCCCCAUCGGUGUUACCCCAUGUCCACAGCACGCGGUGAAGGGUAGCACGUUCCGGUUUCCACCACGUGUUUCUUUUUGGCUGCACUGGGUC
This is a messenger RNA of Odocoileus virginianus texanus, 2469 nucleotides long. The record is from RefSeq and is a predicted model, not a curated record. Lineage: Eukaryota; Metazoa; Chordata; Mammalia; Artiodactyla; Cervidae.